Messenger RNA from Musa acuminata AAA Group (dessert banana), 1122 nucleotides. RefSeq names its product GDSL esterase/lipase At5g41890-like. The transcript has 5 exons. The record is from RefSeq and is a predicted model, not a curated record. Bases 1 to 1122 code for a protein of 373 amino acids. NCBI's taxonomy places the organism in Eukaryota, Viridiplantae, Streptophyta, Magnoliopsida, Zingiberales, Musaceae. Gene Ontology annotation, molecular function: hydrolase activity, acting on ester bonds.
AUGGCCUCAUCGGUUGCCGCAUCUCCUCCCCUUUGCGUGCUUCUUUUCUUGCUUUCUCUUCGGCCUCAUCCAACCGCUUCCUAUACAUCCUUCGUCUUCGGUGACUCCCUCGUGGACACCGGAAACAAUAACUAUCUCUUCACGAUAUCCAAAGCCGACUCUCCACCCUACGGCAUCGACUUCGCGCCUUCCGGUGGCCAACCCACGGGAAGAUUCACCAACGGGAGAACCAUAAUUGACGUCAUUGUUCAAGGUCUGGGGGACAGCUCCUUUCCUCCACCAUAUUUAGCUCCAAAUGCCAGCAGCAGCAGCACAAUUUUUGUUGGUGUCAAUUAUGCUUCGGGUGCUUCAGGGAUCUUAGACGAGACGGGAUCCUUAUUUAUUGAGAGAAUACCCUUGGGCAAGCAGGUGCAAUAUUUUGAGGAAACCAGAGAUUACCUAGUGGGGACUCUGGGAGAGAAUGCCACAGGUAAGUUCUUAAGGAAUGCCGUCUUCUCAAUCAUAGCAGGAUCCAAUGACAUCUUGAACUACCUUGAGCCCUCCAUACCUCUCUUUGAGAAAACAAAGCUUCCCCCUGUUGCCCUUCAGGAUAUGAUGGUCUCCAACUUGACCCUGCAUCUUAAGCACUUGCACGAGCUCGGGGCGAGAAAGUUCGUCGUGGUCGGGGUUGGACCUCUCGGAUGCAUACCAUACAUUCGAGUUAUCAAGUUGGUGGCAGAUGGGAGGUGCUCAUCGGCUGCAAACCAGCUGAUCCAAGGCUACAACAUGAAGUUGAGCAGGAGGAUUCAGGAACUGAAUGAAGAGAUGGGUCCUGAAACUGUAUUCGUGUAUGCAAAUUCCUACGACAUCGUAAGAGAACUGAUGCAGAACUAUCUUCGAUAUGGGUUCGAGAAUGUAGACGACCCUUGUUGUGGUCUCAGCUUCCCCCCACUGCUCUGCUUCGGACAGCAUGAUGGCAAUUCGAGCUCUGUUCUCUGCAAAGAUCGAGCUAAGUAUGUGUUUUGGGAUGCAUACCAUCCAACCGAAGCUGCCAACAUUAUCAUCGCAAAUAAACUUCUCGAUGGCGGUGCGACUGCUGCCACUCCUUUCAACCUACGGAGAUUGUACACUAGUCGAUCCUAA